AUGAAGGCGAUCCCUGUGGCUCUCCUGCUCCUCGUCCUUGUGGCUGCCGCCGCCUCGUUCCAGGAUCUCACUGUGGCUGCAGACAACGGCGGCGCGGUCCCGGACGGCGUGUGCGACGGCAAGUGCCGGAAGCCGGUGCUCGCUGAAGAAGGCCGGGCGGUGCAUGGGCCUGUGCAUGAUGUGCUGCGGCAAGUGCCAGGGCUGCGUGCCGUCGGGCCCGUACGCCAGCAAGGACGAGUGCCCCUGCUACAGGGACAUGAAGUCCCCCAAGACCCAGCGCCCCAAGUGCCCCUAGGAUGA
Messenger RNA from Miscanthus lutarioriparius, 300 nucleotides. Lineage: Eukaryota; Viridiplantae; Streptophyta; Magnoliopsida; Poales; Poaceae. The record is from the annotation of a GenBank genome assembly.